Gongylonema pulchrum is the source of this 495-nucleotide messenger RNA. The record is from the annotation of a GenBank genome assembly. NCBI's taxonomy places the organism in Eukaryota, Metazoa, Nematoda, Chromadorea, Rhabditida, Gongylonematidae.
AUGGUAAAUGAUCUGCUGGAGUACUACGGGUGCCUUUUUCGAGAACAGACUUCAAUAGUUUCAGUUAUUAUACGCUUUUUGUUCCUGAAUGGACACGUCGGCGUGGUGUACUCAUGCUUGGCUUACAAUAAACUGGGCUACUGUGAAAGUCCAGUUCUCUAUGUGUUAUCAGCGCAUGAUUCUAUUGACCAUACUGAGCUUACUGUAUUGGAAAGGAUCGCGAACAGUGUCUGUUUUCCCGCCGAGCACCUUGUGCACGCUUCCGUCUAUGAUGAGUGCAUCAUCGAUAACUACAACGUCAAAAUUGGCAGCUCAUCAUGUGCCACGAUCAGCAUUCCGGCACCGUCAUCCAGCAAUGAAACAAAAAUAAUGGAAGAGUUGAGGCGUCGUUUUCGUAAGAACACUUAUUUUGCAAUUGCAUCGAGUAUCGCAAACCAGACCGGGUAUUUACUGCGAUUUGAUAAUGGCAGAGCAUGGAAAAUCUACGACGCGUAA